This is a messenger RNA of Aphanomyces invadans, 1398 nucleotides long. RefSeq lists its product as hypothetical. The record is from RefSeq and is a predicted model, not a curated record. The transcript has 3 exons. Gene Ontology annotation, molecular function: metal ion binding. NCBI's taxonomy places the organism in Eukaryota, Oomycota, Saprolegniomycetes, Saprolegniales, Verrucalvaceae. Bases 129 to 1214 code for a protein of 361 amino acids.
CAAACGACAGUUCGCACGAUUUCACCCCAAGUUGGUUCGGCCCCAUAUCCGGACAUACGGUGCCCGAUUUGCGGAAUUUUUUGUAGAAGCAACACGGCGACAGGUGUCAGCUCCGUGACACUGGCGCAAUGCUGUCGCGCGUGCGAAGUGCUGUGUCGACGGGCUCUCCGUCCCCGGCGGCCACUGUGCGAGCGGCGCCAAUUCAGCAUACCCUUGGUCCGACGGAAAAGCGCACGUGCUACAAGUACAUUCAGUCGCGGCACCAGUCGGCGCUCGAGUUUUCGUCGCCCGCCGUCGUGCGUGACUUCGUCAAGACCAAGAACGGCGUCGACGUGUUCGAGUCGCGGCUCACAUGGCAGGACAUUCGGGCCGUCACACGCAUCAACGGCACGGUCAAGGACGUCAUGGCGUUGCUAUGCGCCAACGACACCGACACGUUCGCUGCAUGUCAAAAGACAAUCCUUGGGGACGAGUUCGUCGCAGCCAAGGUGCUCGACACAUGCCUCUCGGACGCCAAGCACGACAGUUCGCACUACCACUGCGGGCUCAAGUGGCUCGCCAUCAUGGUCGAUAGCGACCAAGUCCAGCCCAAGAUAUUCGACGUCGUCUUUCUCGACUAUACCGACGUGUGCCACACCACCGAGAAGCAGUGGAUGGGUUACCGCAUCGUCGAAUCGAUCCGUGUAGUGGGGUGUCCGCCGCUUCCUGGGUGCACCAGGGCAUCCAUUCGAAGCGAGGUAUACGUCGUCAUGGAUACGUCGACCCGAGGCGUCGUCGAAGUCACGUACGCGGCGCACAUGGACUGGAAGAUGCCUGGGAAACCAAAGAUGGACGGCCUGGCUGACGCCGUCAUCCAGCGCCUUACCAACAUGCGGAUACAUUGCGAAAACGAACGGCUGAAGAAGCUCGAAAUUAUAAAUCCCGUCGACUGGGUCCACAACACCGCACGCUCCAAGUGCGCCAUUUGCGACGUCGCGUUCCACUUCAUCCUGCGCAAGAGGCAUCACUGCCGCAUGUGUGGCGAAGUCAUCUGUCGCAAGUGCAACACCAAAAUAGAUGUCCCCAUCGGCCUCGGCGCCAAGCAGCUCCGGGUGCGCGUGUGCGUCCACUGCCUCGUCAAGUGCCGAGAGACCCAGACAGAACUCCUCCAACGGCCAUCCGCCCAGCCCGCCACCAGGAACCGCGAGCAAACGUUCUUGUGUCCCGGUUGCUAAUGCUGCAUGGGAUAUCAUUGCGGUCCUUUACCAUCGCGGCUAGGAUGGCAAGGGCGAUCUUUCAACUCGAGCGCUCUCAUUGAAUGCACUAGUCAUACACUGUGCACUACAGACUCUCAGUCAGACCGUGGUGGUAGCUUCCAUGUGUGUCGGUGGAGGCCAGGGAACACCAUCAUAUCUGAAG